This is a messenger RNA of Scedosporium apiospermum, 2163 nucleotides long. RefSeq lists its product as uncharacterized. The coding region runs from base 1 to 2163 and encodes 720 amino acids. The transcript has 2 exons. Gene Ontology annotation, molecular function: mRNA binding. NCBI's taxonomy places the organism in Eukaryota, Fungi, Ascomycota, Sordariomycetes, Microascales, Microascaceae. The record is from RefSeq and is a predicted model, not a curated record. Gene Ontology annotation, biological process: mRNA processing. Gene Ontology annotation, cellular component: exon-exon junction complex.
AUGCCUGCUCCCCGACGCCGGCGGAUUGGUCAUCGACGAAGGGUUGAGGAUGAAGGAGACGACGACGGCGGCCCCGAUGCCCUCGAUCUUGAUGACGAUUCCCUCAGCGAUGGGUCCGGUCUUACCGAGGACGACGACCCUGCCGAUGACAGCGAUACCAGCAACAUUGAGGACGAUGCCUCGCCCACCGUGGCCAAUCCCCGAAAGACGGCGGGAAACGGAACAAUCAAGCCCGCCGGACGACCUGCUUCUUCGAAUCAUCAUCAUCCCAGCAAGCCCAUCACCGAUGCCGAGAUGAUGCUGCAGGGUCUUUCGAUUGCUGACCCGACCCACCCUGUCCAAGAGAUGCACUUCGACGAUGUUGCUAGUUCCACAUCACCAAACCUCUCUCCCGACGCCCCGCUCAUCGUGAGCUCUGCUUCGGUGUCUCGCCCGCCCCAGGAUACUGCCGGUGACCGUCGGCGUCGGGAGCACGAGGAGUACAAGCGUCGGAGAGAUGCUGACCCCUCGUUUGUGCCCAACAGGGGGGCCUUCUUCAUGCAUGAUCACCGACAUGCUGGACCUGCUGGAAAUGGAUUCCGCCCAUUCGCAAGGCAAUCUCGCGUCGGCAACAACCGUGGUGGUUAUGGGCCCCCCUAUGUGCCAUAUAGCCAAAUGCAGCAGCAACACCCUGCAGACCCCACCGUUAGCGGACAGUGGACUCACGACAUGCACGAGACGGUCGCCGAACCUGCUCGACCUCGACCACCCAGGCGUGUGCACAAUGCCGAAGGACCUCCUAAUGGAACUGGUCACAUCCCGGUCUGCCCACAAAACCCGACUCCCAUCAAUCGAACUCUUUCCACAGAAAAGCACAUCGGAAAUGCACAAGUGCGAGUCUUCUUCCCGCCUAUGAAGGAGCCCAUUAUCGUACGCGGCUUGCAGGUAAAGCAGUAUACGAAGCUGCCCGAUCACCGACCGCCUCUUCGUCGAGAUAAGCCUGUCCGCAUCUCCCUCCCAGAUCAUCCUCCUCGAUAUAUAUUCCCGGCAGUCGACAGAUCGUUCAUCUUUAUUCCCCGUGCCAUGAGACCGAACCAGAAGCCCGGUGUCCGAGGAGGCAAGGGCCCGAAGUCGGUCUUGGGCUCCGUGGGUGGUUGGUCUCGACGAACGAGCGUCAUCGGAAGCUAUUAUGGUAGCACUUAUUCCCCUAGCAUCGCUCGGAGCCGCCGCUCCUCCAUCGCUCCCGACGGGCGAGAAUACAUGUUUUCACCCACAGCGUCUGUCGUAUCCCGGGCUGCUAUACCCCCCGAUACUAUGAGGCCCGUCGUUCGACUGCCACCUCCCGCCAAUCUCCCUAUCCCCGAUGUUGAUGCCCAGCACAUUCCUCCCAUGGACAGACCCGUCGGAGAGUCCCUAAUUAGCAACUUCCCGCCCCCACAGACGCACCCUCUUCCUCAGAAACCUACCUUCCAGGAGAAUCGCCCUAACGCCAUCCCUAUGCAUCAACCACGACCGCAGAAGGCGGUCUCGGUCGCAGACAUUGAGUCUCCAACCAUGUCCCAACAUCCCCAGCAGCAACAACCGCAACCGCAACAGCUGCCCCAGCCAUAUCAGCAGGCUUUCCAUCAACAGGUUCCCGUGCAAAUGGUUAAUGGCGGCCCACCAGACAGCCACACUCGCAAUCCAUCCUUCCAAUCUCAACACUCUAUCGGAACACCCCUUUCCCAGAUCCCGGAGCGUGCUAUUCACGCUGCUCCUUUCCAACCCACUGCGUACCCGCAACAGCCAUUCUACAACCAGCCGUAUCCCGUGAUGCAGCCACAGCCAGGAUACUACUAUCCACCUCAGCCUUACAACAUGCCACCACAGUCAGCCGCCAUGUCUACAUUCGUUCCAGGCUCACAGCAACCCCAGCCUACUGGCUACCCCCCACAAAUUCCUCAGGAAUCCCAGGCCGGGCAGGCAAGCAUUCCGGGCCAGGGCCCCAUCGCUCGAGAAAUGAACGGCAUGGUAUAUUACUAUGACCCGUCGCAGCUUCAGGCGGUCCAAGCCUACCAAAGCUAUCCCGAUCCCCAGGGAUAUGUACCAGGCGCGGUUGGCAUGGGUGGUAUGGUGAAUCCCAAUCCGGAGGGAUACUACCCCUAUCCUCAGGGAGCUCCCGGUAUGGUGUACUACCCGCAGUAG